This is a messenger RNA of Entamoeba invadens IP1, 1248 nucleotides long. RefSeq lists its product as hypothetical. Lineage: Eukaryota; Evosea; Mastigamoebida; Endamoebidae. Gene Ontology annotation, biological process: regulation of GTPase activity. The transcript has a single exon. The coding region runs from base 1 to 1248 and encodes 415 amino acids. The record is from RefSeq and is a predicted model, not a curated record.
AUGAGCUUUUUUAAACCACACUCCGUCUACAACCCAAACGGAAGUAAAUACAUGUUCGACCAAAUUUUGUUUGCGAGGGAUAGCGAGUUUCUUCGGUGUUACUGCGCUGAGCUGGUGAAGGGGAAAAUGGCUCCGGAGUGCAACACAAACGCGCGGUUGCUUGUGGAGUACUUUAACGUGCAUGGGAAGUUACUCGACUUAAUGAAAGAAGUUGCGAAGCGGGAAAUUGAGACGACAAACACCGAGACACAAAUAUUUCGAGGAAACACUUCAUUCACACGACUGUAUGGGGAGUAUAGCCACUUGUGUUUGUUGCCAUAUUUGAGAGCUGUGACAAAGGACAUCAUCCAAGUCUUAAUGUCCGAAGAUACAAAGCUCGACCCUGAUGCUUUAAGUGUGGUAGACUCCCCAAAUCAUGCGGAGACAAUGGACACCUUCUGUAAAUUGGCUAAGACGUUUGCGACAAAGUUAGUCGACUCUGUCAGUCUACUUCCACUCCACUUCCAUCAACUUCUUCGAUUCAUCUCGGUCGAGGUUGGCAACAAAAAGUCGAAGAUUUCAACACCACAAAACACAUUUAAUUUGCUCUUUUUCAUUAGAACCGUCUUCCCAGUAUUCCACGCACCACAACAUGUGAUGGACACUAUACAACCACCAUCACCAGAAAUGGCUAAACGCCUCACCACAUUUUCUAAGACAUGUCAGUCUCUUGUGAAUGAUGGGUCUUUGAGUUCGGUGGUACCAAACGACAUAUCUGUGGUCAUGACAACUGCAGCAGGAAAGCUUUUUGAGAACUUCACACACCCAAGGUCGGGAUACAUGACUGAGAAAAGUGGGCUGGACUUCUCCCUGCAACCAGGAGCUCACCAGAAAAUCGUCGAGUUGGUCAGGGCAAAUUUGGAGCCGUUGACAAAUUUGAUGACAAGGGACGUCGAUACCCUGAAGGCCGCACUCGACACUGAGCGAAACGAAGACUCUGUGAUGACCGAAAUGCAGCAGUCGCUUGAGUUCUGCAGCAACACAUACAGUGAAAGAUUACAGGCCGUCGAGGACGAGAUCAAGGACUUGACUGGGGAAAUCGACUUUUACAAAACACAAUUGGCUUCAAUUAAGAAGGCAAUCCAAGACGAAGACGACCUCACUGUGAAACUCCAGGACGAAAUUUCUAAACUUGAGGCCGACUCACCUAAGCCACCUAUGUCGACACGAGAGAAUAGUGUUUCGUCAAAGAAGGACCAACCUCUCUAA